Molecule: messenger RNA, 1321 nt
Organism: Aaosphaeria arxii CBS 175.79
Lineage: Eukaryota; Fungi; Ascomycota; Dothideomycetes; Pleosporales
Exons: 1
Coding region: 347-1036 (229 amino acids)
Source: RefSeq, a predicted model, not a curated record
UACUUCUUUCCAUCUUCCUUCACUUCUGCCCCAUACUCAUUCACUUCUGCCCCAUACUCAUUCACUUCUGCCCCAUACUCAUUCACUUCUGCCCCAUACUCAUUCACUUGCUCCCAGGACAACCGUGCGCCUUCCUCAAUCACACACUGCCCUCAAUCACCUUCACUGACAACAAAUAAACAACAAAGCUUCCUCCAUCCACGCGACAACAUUUCAACACUCAUUCAUAAACCACCCAUGACCAUUUCACUCUCUUUAAACCUCAACCCCUCAUCCAACAUACAACCAACUCAACCAACAUCACAACCCCAACAACCAACCACCUAACCCACUACAAAACGAAACCAUGUGCAAGCUCUGGAAGAAGACCUACCUCUGCGGCUGCUCCUCGCACCUCUUCCGCGACCGCUGCACCACGGCCCUCCGCUCCCCCUCCGACACCUGCGACGAGUGCUCCCAGGAAGACGAGCCGCGCAAAUCCUACUUCAAAUGCUACGACUGCCUGAAGCUCGAAGUUGAGCAGGAAAAGGUAGAUGCCGUUCGCCUUGCCGCUGCCGUGGAGGAACAGAAGAAGAAGGACACUGAGAAGGCGCGACAGGAACGUAUCCGACGCGAGGCGGAGGAACGGGCCGCGAGGGAGCGGGAGGAAGAUGCGAGGCGGGAGAGGGAAAGGCGUUCAGAGAUGGAGAGGGCGAAGAAGGAUGGUGGUGCCUGGGUCGAGAUGGGGAGUCAGAGGAGGAAGGGGAAGAAAGGGUUCCAGCCUAGGGGCCGUAUCACGAGUUUGCAUGCUGGUGGUUCUGAGCCGAACUCGCCACUGACGAUCAAGACGAAUGCGCCGGGUAUGAGCGGUAUUACGGGUGCGUUUGGGGCGUUGAGGUCUGCACCGCCGACUGCGACGACAAUGACGGGACUGAAGGAGAACGGCGCAAGUGGAGUCGAUCCUGGUGGCAGGGCUGGUCGCUGGGGUCCCUCGAACAAGACAGACACUCCGGUUAGGAUCCUCAAGCCUGAUCGAACUGAUUGGAAGAAGGUAUAGGGAGCCCAUCUUUUGAGCCUCCCCAAGAGACCAGCGGCACCCCAGGAGCGUGGCAAUAGCAAGCAUAGGAAAGUGUCAACAGGAUCGCCGCCUUCAAGCAACACGAACAUUCGCUCUGAUCAGCACGAACAGUGGCGGCUUUCGUUAAAAAGGAGAAGGAACCACCGUAACAGCAGUACCACGUUAGAACCUGAUUCGAACAACCACGCCCGGAAGAGAUUAUUCAACCCGGCUGAUUAAACAAUCGUCACAGACUUAUACAGCUCAUAGUUCCGAAAUAAAUAU